Aureococcus anophagefferens is the source of this 2358-nucleotide messenger RNA. RefSeq lists its product as hypothetical. The annotation marks the transcript as partial. NCBI's taxonomy places the organism in Eukaryota, Pelagophyceae, Pelagomonadales, Pelagomonadaceae. Gene Ontology annotation, biological process: vesicle transport along actin filament; actin filament organization. Gene Ontology annotation, molecular function: microfilament motor activity; actin filament binding; ATP binding. The transcript has 2 exons. Gene Ontology annotation, cellular component: actin cytoskeleton; plasma membrane; cytoplasm. The record is from RefSeq and is a predicted model, not a curated record.
AUGUCGCGGCGCGGCGGCGCCGCGUCCGAGUCGCACCUCGACGUCUUCCGCCCCGGCCUCGACGACAUGACGCUGCUGUCGAGCCCGACGCCCAACGGCAUCCGCGACAACCUCAAGGAGCGCCUGGGCAAGAAGGUCAUCUACACCUACAUCGGCCAGGUGCUCGUCGCCAUGAACCCCUUCACGUGGCUCAACCUCUACGGCGCGGCCGACGCGCGGCGCUACAUGCGCCAGAGCCGCCUCGACGUGCCGCCGCACGUCUUCGCCAUCGCCGAGGCCGCGUUCCGCGCGAUGACCGACGAGGAGGAGUCGCAGUGCGUCAUCAUCUCCGGCGAGUCCGGCGCGGGCAAGACGGAGGCGUCGAAGCACAUCCAGACCUACUUCGCGCUCUGCUCCGCGGGCACGGGCUCGUCCGAGGUCGAGCGCGUGAAGAAGGUCUUCCUCGAGUCGAACCCGCUCCUCGAGGCCUUCGGCAACGCGAAGACGCUCCGGAACAACAACAGCAGCCGCUUCGGCAAGUACUUCGAGCUCCUCUUCGACAAGUUCGGCACGCCCAAGGGCGGCGUCGUGACCAACUACCUCCUGGAGAAGUCGCGGACCGUCAAGCCCGGCGCGGGCGAGCGCAACUUCCACAUCUUCUACCAGCUCGUCGCCGGCGCGGCGCCCGACGCGCGGCGCGCGCUCGCGCUCGCGGGCGCCGCGGAACACUACCCGUCGCUCGCGACCUGCGCGACCGUCGCGGGCGUCGACGACCGCGACGAGUUCCGCGCGACGCGAAAGGCCAUGGACGACGUCGGCCUCGACGCGCCGACGCGGGACCUGGCGCUCCGCGUCGUCGCGUCGACGCUGGCCCUCGCGCGCGUCGCGUUCUCGCCGCGACAGGUCGGCGACGCCGAGGGGUCCUCCGUCCGCGACGCGUCGCCGCUCGAGGCGGCGGCGCGGCUCCUCGGCCUCGACGCGGCCGCGCUCACGGAGGCGCUCGGGCGCCGCGUCCUCGAGACCAUGGCGCCCGGCGGCCGGGUCGAGACGUACGACGUGCCCCUGAACCCGACCCAGGCGGCGCUCGCGCGCGACGCGCUCAUCAAGUCCGUCUUCUCCAAGCUCUUCGACCACCUCGUCUCCGCCGUCAACGACGCGCUCGACCCCCAGUACGACGACGACGCCGACGACGAGCUGUUGAACGUCGGCGUUUUAGAUAUUUACGGCUUCGAGAUCUUCGACCGCAACGGCUUCGAGCAGCUGUCCAUCAACUUCGUCAACGAGAAGCUCCAGCAGAUCUUCAUCGCGCUCACGCUCAAGGCGGAGCAGGAGGAGUACGUCGCCGAGGGCAUCGAGUGGAAGGAGGUCAAGUACUUCAACAACCGCGUCGUCUGCGAGCUCAUCGAGGCGAAGCGGCCGCCCGGCGUGCUCCUCGUCCUCGACGACGUCUGCAAGCAGAUGCACUCGCGGCCCGGGAGCCAGGUCGACGCCAAGUUCCAGGACACGGUCUGCUCCUGCCAGCAGAGCCACCGCCACUUCGCCAAGGCCAAGCGCGGCUUCGUCGUCAAGCACUACGCGGGCGACGUCACCUACGACGUGAACGGCUUCGCCGAGUCCAACCGCGACGAGCUCCGGGGCGACCUCCUCGCGCUCCUGUUGGCGAGCGGCGACGGCGCCGUGCGCGAGCUCUACGAGGACGAGGCCGAGGCGCGCGCCAGGGCCAAGGAAGACGCGGACCGCGGCGGCCGCGGCGGCCGCAAGGGCGCGGCCGGCCCGACGGCGGGCCGCAAGAUCCGGGACCAGUGCGGCGCCCUCGUCGCCGCCCUCAUGCAGUGCGAGCCCCACUACGUGCGCUGCGUCAAGUCGAACGACGACAAGCGGGCGCUCGCCUGCGACGACGAGCGCGUGAGCCACCAGUGCAAGUACCUCGGCCUCCCCGAGAACGUCCGCGUGCGCCGCGCGGGGUUCUGCUACCGCACGGAGUACCACCGCUUCCUCGAGCGCUUCAAGACGCUGAGCCGGGCCACGUACCCGCGCGAGUGGACGGGCAGCGACCGCGACGGCGCGCGGGAGAUCGUCCGCGCCGCCGCGAAGCUCGGCGGGCCGCUCGCGACGCUCGGCGACGGCGGCGAGACCCAGUUCGGCCGGUCCAAGCUCUUCGUCAAGAAGCCCGAGACCUACUUCGCCCUCGAGAAGCUGCGGGACGACGCGCACGCGCGCUACGCGGCCAAGAUCUCGCGCGCGGGGCGCCGGUCCAAGGAUCUGCGCGACUUCGUCGCGCUGGCCAAGGACGUGAGCCGCCGCUUCGCGAAAGCGGGCAAGCGCCGCCGCGCGAGCUCCGCGAACCGGCCCUACGCGGGCGACUACCUCCGCGACGAC